AUGGUUCGUCACCCUCAGAGCAACUUCAUAAAGGCGCUUCACGUUCCCCUGACCACAGGAGGAUGCUUACCUUGUGCUCAUCUUCCCAGGCACGCUCUGUGUGAAGAAUUCCGAGCGUGGCUUUCUGCUGUGACCCAGAUCGAACUGGAGCCAACGAUCGACCUAUCCUGCGCUAAAUACGAAUAUACCGAUGUCCUGCUGUGCCAUGAUGAUGAGCUGGAAGGUCGGAGGAUUGCCUUCAUCCUGUACCUCGUGCCACCGUGGGAGAAGAGCGAUGGAGGGACGCUGGACUUUUAUAGUACAGAUGAACACUUCCAGCCGCAGCAAAUCGUCAAGUCAUUAGUGCCUUCAUGGAACACACUGGCUUUCUUUGAAGUGUCUCCAGUCUCCUUCCACCAGGUGUCAGAAGUUCUGUCUGAGGAAAAGUGCCGCUUGUCAGUGAGCGGCUGGUUUCAUGGCCCAUCAAUAGACAGACCUCCACGCUACAUUGAAGCCCCUUUGUCAAGGAGCCCACACAUCCCUUAUGACCAUGAAAUCUUGUAUGAGUGGAUCAAUCUAGUUUAUCUGGACAUGGACUCCCAAGCUCAAAUCCAAGAGGAAUUUGAGGAGCGAUCAGAAAUUCUCCUGAAGGAUUUUCUUAAGAAAGAGAGAUUCCAACUACUGUGUGAAGCUCUAGAGAAAAAGGACAUCCAGUGGAGUAGCCGGGGACCGCCCAAUAAGAGAUUGUAUGAGAUAGCAGAGGAAGACAGUCUCUCUGACAUCCUGAAGAGCUUCCUGCAAUUUUUACGUUCCGAGGCCUUGUUUCUGUUGCUUUCCAACUUCACUGGCCUAAAGCUGCACUUCCUGGCUCCCUCUGAUGAGGAUGAAGAUGCUGGGGAAGGAAGAGCUGUGGACGCUGCUGGACACAGCAGCCCCAAACCCAAGCAGGAAGAGACUGAACAACAGGCUGACAGCGAUGCACCUCUACUAGACCAGCCUGAAAACAUCCCUGAAGUGCAAGAUAGUGAGACACAGAACGGUUCAGGUGCCCCUGUCUGUGCGGGAGAGCUGAGGCGCUGGACCCACGGGCACUACACUCUAGUCCAUGACACCCAAGCAACAGAAUUUGCUCUGGACCUGCUCUUUUUCUGUGGCUGUGAAGACUGGGAUCCAGAAUAUGGUGGCUUUACAUCCUACAUUGCAAAAGGUGAAGAUGAAGAGCUGUUGACUGUGAAUCCAGAGAACAACUGCUUGGCCUUGGUUUAUAGAGACAAAGAAACUAUGAAGUUCGUGAAAUACAUCAAUCAUCGUAGCUUGGCACGUCUGAAAAAGCAUCCGAACAGAACAGGAUUUUGGGACUUUUCUUUUGUCUAUUAUGAGUGAUGGUGCCGAGAUGACCAUCCUCACACAGCAAAUAGUAGUGAUGGCAGUACUGGGUUUUGGGUGGGUUCCUAGCCAAAAGUUCAACUGGAGCUCAUCUAAGCAGAUGAACUUGGCUGCUACUAACUCGAUCAUACCAUAUGUGAGCUGUACUCUACAGAGUGGGGUCCAAGUGACUUUUUUGUUAACUAUACAAAUAGAAAUCCACUCACCUUCUGACCCCGUUGUAACGUGCAUUCUUGACUGCUUCAACUUGAAGGGAGGGUCACUGCCAUACAACUCUGACAGCUGCUGUAUCAGUUUCCAGCUGCUGUUCUGGAAAUGGUCGGAUGAGUCUCUAAUCUGUCAGGAUGAAAAUUAUAAUUGCGUGUAGCCCCAAGCUCAUGACUGAUUAAAAGAAGAGAUGGCUCAAUGCAAUGCUUCAGA
Messenger RNA from Struthio camelus australis, 1785 nucleotides. The record is from RefSeq and is a predicted model, not a curated record. Lineage: Eukaryota; Metazoa; Chordata; Aves; Struthioniformes; Struthionidae.